GUUAAAUCAUAUUUGUCCUGAAUACAUAUAUGUCCGAGGUGCACUCACAUUAGCAAAAGGGACACGCAGUUAUACAAUAUCAAGAUCAUGGGUGGCUUUCUCUCGUCAAUGGCACCCCCUCUUACAGAGGCUAACCUCCCUGACCAAACCGGCAAGGUCUUUAUAGUAACCGGCGCCACCUCAGGCUACGGCCUCCUCCUCGCGACAAUUCUCUACCAGCGGAAUGGCACCGUCUACCUCGCCGCCCGCGACACCACAAAGCUCCAGCAAGUUGCCGACGGUCUGCGCACCCGGUUUCCCAACUCCACCGGCUCCGUGCAUUCCCUCGCUCUAGACCUCAGCGACCUCUCCACGAUCAAGAGAUCCGCAGACGAAUUCCUGUCCCGGGAAUCCAAGCUACACGUUCUCUGGCACAACGCAGGCGUCAUGAUCCCGCGACAGGGAUCCACGACAAAGCAGGGUUACGAGCUCCAGCUCGGCACGAACAACGUGGGCCCGACCCUGCUCACGAAGCUGCUCUAUCCGGCGCUCAAGAACGCGGCUGCGGACCCACAGACACCCAAGGACUCGGUCCGAGUCGUCUGGGUUUCGUCCGUGGUUGCCACGCGUGCGCCCACGCCGGCGAUCGAUUUUGAUAAUAUGGAUUACCACACCGAUGAAGGGGCGUGGAGUAAGUACGGGCGCAGCAAGGCCGGGAAUGUGCUUCAGGCGGCGGCUCUGGCUAGGCGCGGGAAGGAUGAUGGGAUCACUCUAGACCCUGGCGUUGCCAUGACAGGUCUGCAGAGGACCAUGCCAGGGUGGCUUCAGAUUAUCGUUCGCCUCAUCGCACAAAAACCAGAGAUUGGCGCGUAUACGCAGCUCUACGCAGGAUUGCAGCCGGAUCUUGACGUGCACAAGCCAGAGACCUGGGUUGUUCCGCCAGGCAAACUGGUGAGCGGGCGGGCUGAUUUUUUUGACCGGGAGUUGAGCGAGAGGUUUUGGGAUUGGAACGAGGAGCAGGUCAAGGCGUAUCUUUGA
This is a messenger RNA of Talaromyces proteolyticus, 1017 nucleotides long. Its product is annotated as putative short-chain dehydrogenase. Bases 88 to 1017 code for a protein of 309 amino acids. The record is from RefSeq and is a predicted model, not a curated record. The transcript has 5 exons. Lineage: Eukaryota; Fungi; Ascomycota; Eurotiomycetes; Eurotiales; Trichocomaceae.